Sungouiella intermedia is the source of this 759-nucleotide messenger RNA. NCBI's taxonomy places the organism in Eukaryota, Fungi, Ascomycota, Pichiomycetes, Serinales, Metschnikowiaceae. The record is from the annotation of a GenBank genome assembly.
AUGUAUAACGCCGUGGCCGAAAACGUUCUCGGCACCAUCGGUACCGUUCUCUGGUGUAUCCAAUUGAUUCCUCAGAUCAUAAGGAAUUACAGAACGAAAGACUGCACCGGCUUGCCGCCAAUGAUGAUGUCUCUCUGGGCCCUCAGUGGUAUUCCAUUUUCCAUUUACUUCUUUGGUACUGAUGGCUCCAUUCCCUUAAGAGUCCAGCCACAGCUCUUCACGUUGUUUUGCACCAUUUCGUGGGCUCAGACCUUAUAUUAUCCGCCCGUCCAGAUCUCUAGACUUCGCCUCUGCCUCGCGGUUGGUAGCUUCUGCUUGUUGGCCAUCGGCAUGGAGAUUGGCUUCAUUUUAUGGCUUCGUCCACUUUACAGAGACGGUAAAACAUGGCCAAUGCUUGUGAUUGGAAUCAUAGCAUCUAUUCUUCUUGCUCUUGGCUUGGUUCCACCCUACUUUGAACUUGCGAAGAGAAAGGGCCGUGUGGUGGGCAUCAACUUUGUUUUUCUCUCCUUGGACUCUGGCGGAGCCUUGUUCUCGCUUUUGAGUGUUGUAGUGGGCACCAUGGACAUCAUGAGUUUGAUUCUCUAUGCCAUUGUUCUUGCUAUGGAAAUCGGCAUUUUCCUUAGCCAGAUCAUUUGGUACAUUACUGGUGGAAGAGAAAUCAUAAGGCAGGAGAAGCUAGAUGAAAAUUUUGACAGGAAGGAAGAGCUUUCAAAGGAGCUUACGCGAGAGAACACAUCAGAGAUCUCGAACCUGUCAUAG